Molecule: messenger RNA, 339 nt
Organism: Sphenostylis stenocarpa
Lineage: Eukaryota; Viridiplantae; Streptophyta; Magnoliopsida; Fabales; Fabaceae
Source: the annotation of a GenBank genome assembly
AUGCUUCUUUCUCCUCCUUAUAUCAUUGGAGAAACAAUUUUCUUGCCAACAUGGGACGGCGACGCUGGAGAAGAGGAAGGAACAACAGGCAGCGGUGGUUGCCACUUUUUAGGACCUCCAACGAAUCGUAGUAGAGAGUGGUUGGAGUUUGCGGCACUUGGUGAAGGGAUUUUGAAAGCCGAAAGCAGAAGGAGUUGUUGUGGUUCAGAAGAAAAGGGCGUGGAAAAGAGGGAGGAACCGAAGACAGGGGUAGAAGAAGUGCCAAGCACUGGUGUUGAAGAUAAAGUUCCAAAUGCAGAAGCAGAAGAUGGGGAGGUGGACGGAGAUGAAAAAGGUUGA